Hippocampus comes (tiger tail seahorse) is the source of this 2547-nucleotide messenger RNA. RefSeq names its product S-adenosylmethionine sensor upstream of mTORC1 (gene samtor). Gene Ontology annotation, biological process: negative regulation of TORC1 signaling. The coding region runs from base 85 to 1398 and encodes 437 amino acids. NCBI's taxonomy places the organism in Eukaryota, Metazoa, Chordata, Actinopteri, Syngnathiformes, Syngnathidae. The transcript has 6 exons. The record is from RefSeq and is a predicted model, not a curated record.
CAAAGCAGCUGUAUUGAGGCUGGGGGGGAGAGGAAGAGGAAGAAGCCAGCCACCACCAGCAGCCGAGCUCACCGGACCGGUGCGAUGGACCUUCGUGACGACGUUGACACGGGGGAGACCGAGAGACACGGCGCUCUCUUCUACUUGCCCAUUCCAGACGCGUCCCCGGUUAAGAACGAACAAGAAAAGCUAUCGGGGGUGGUGAAAAACGUCCACAGAAAGCUCCGCAGGAAAUACCGAGAAGUGGGCGACUUCGACAAAAUCUGGCGCGAGCACUGCGAGGAUGAGCAAACGCUGAGCGAGUACGCCGUCGCCAUGAAGAACCUCGCCGACAACCAUUGGGCCGUCAACUGCGAAAAGGAAGGACGCAUCGAUUGGUGUCACAGUGUUUGCCAGGAGUAUUUCCGGGAUGGCGGCAUGAAAAGAAUGUUGGAGAAGGAUGAGAAAAGUGCCUCUUUCUCCGCCGGUCUGACUGAAGCGUCUGCGAGUGGGCGGCCAUCUUCUUCGAUCCAACGUCCAGGUGCUCACAUGGGGAAAAUCCGCCUCCUGGACGUGGGAAGCUGCUUUAACCCUUUCAAGAAGUUUGACGAGUUCCUCACCGUCGGUAUCGACAUCGUGCCUGCGGUCGAGAGCGUGUACAAGUGCGAUUUCCUCAACCUUCAGCUGCAGCGGCCCCUCCAGCUGACGGGCGACGCCGUGGAGGCUUUCCUGCGCCACCUGCACAACCCCAUCGACGCCCUGCCGGGGCAGCUCUUCCACGUGGUGGUCUUCUCCCUGCUCCUCUCCUACUUCCCGUCGCCCUACCAGCGCUGGAUCUGCUGCAAGAAAGCCCACGAGCUGCUGGACCUGCACGGCCUGCUGCUCAUCAUCACGCCCGACUCCUCGCACCAGAACCGCCACGCCCUCAUGAUGCGCAGCUGGCGCGUGGCGGUGGAGUCGCUGGGCUUCAAGCGCUACAAGACUUCCACCCCAGCGAGGAGGACGAGGGCGGCGAGGCGCAGGCCCGCUCCGACUUUGAGGACGACCAGCUGGCUUGGGCCUUCGCCGAGCUGCCCGACACCUGCGACUCGGAUUCCGGGGAGAGCCAGAGCGGCUCGGUGCCUGGCUUCCAGGAGCUGGAGGACCCCAUCCUGCUCCAGACCUAGACCGGCGCCGCCCCCGGCCCGGCUCUUCUCCCUUCUCUCUCCGUUCUACUGCUGCGCUGCCAAACGUAAACCUGCUGCAUUCUCCUCGCCCUCCCUCUCCUCCAGACGACUUGCACAGUGUGAAAGAGAAGACGUUUACACACUAUUUUUCUCAGAACACUCUCGCUCGACGUAUAUUUUGAUAGAUCGACAGACUUUUUCUAAGAGUUGGAAAGUGAGCGCCCCUCAUCUAUCAACGCUUCCUGCUUUUUGACGUCCAGCAUAUCAUCUCCCGCUGUGUCUGCAUGCUGAUGAAGAGCGUGUGUGCUAACAAGACCCCCCCCACACACACACACACCACCCGCCCCUUAAAAAAAGAUAACUUGAGCGGCGUGAUGGUUGGUGAUUGCAUUGAAGAGACUGAACAAGUGGGCUCGCUUGAAAAUGUUAAGCGCACUCUUUUCAAAGACAUUGAUGUUGUCCAAUGUUGCAUUUAAAAAAAAAAAUCCUUCACAAUUUAUGCAUCCUUAACAACAAUGUGGUAUUUGUAGCAUUUUAGGAUCAUCUAACUGGAGUAUUCUACUAAUGUGACUUAAGUGUAUCACAAGGUACUAAUGUUUCAAAGUUGUCAUUUUUUUUGGGUGGGGGAAACCCCUUUAUUGCUUAUCCUUGUCUUAAUAGUUGUUUUCAAGCAGACAAACGAUACAAAUAUGUCGCUGCCAAACAGACUUGGUGGAAACAGUAACUUUUCCAUAUGACGCGUCCUGGUCUGAAAACCAUGGGUGAGCAACCGACGACCCCCUGAGAGCGUUUCAUCCGGCCAGCCACGUGAUUUCAAAAACAAAAUCGAGGCACAAUUAAUGCACAAGUGAUGGAUCAAAUGUCAACACAAAAGGUUGCCCACCCCUGGCGCGUAAAACAUUGGAUGUACUGAAGACUGAAAAUUCACCAGAACUGAAAAUGUUUGCACUAGUUGGCCCUCUGCAACAAGCGUAUGGUGAUUUUUUUUUUUUUUUUUUUUUUUUUUUUUUUUUUUUUAAAUCAAAGCAAUAGAUGCUGCUGAGGUUUUUAAGCUACCAGCUGAGAGUGGCCUUUGUUGGGUUUGCGCGUGUGAAUGACGGCGUACUGGCACUUUAUCUCACUGAUCCCAAAGGGCGUUGCAAAUUGACCUAUUUUCUUACGAUGACCAGCAAGACGAGAAAGCGGCACGUCCGGAGGUGCCUUUAGAGAACCCCCCUUGCCCCCCCAAACCACUCCACCCUCCCUUACAGAUGUCACAGUUCAACAGCACACAAAGGUUAUUCUUGUCGUAUAAUUCAUGUUCAUAUCGCUUUUGUUUCAAUAGAGCAUCACUCGCAGUCAGUGGUAUUGUUAUGGAGUGGUGCAGUAGUCUUCCAGUGUUUCCCUGAGACUCAUUUGCAUG